Sus scrofa (pig) is the source of this 2586-nucleotide messenger RNA. It is a transcript of the gene CHRNB4, whose product is annotated as cholinergic receptor nicotinic beta 4 subunit. Gene Ontology annotation, molecular function: acetylcholine-gated monoatomic cation-selective channel activity; transmembrane signaling receptor activity. Gene Ontology annotation, biological process: monoatomic ion transmembrane transport. NCBI's taxonomy places the organism in Eukaryota, Metazoa, Chordata, Mammalia, Artiodactyla, Suidae. Gene Ontology annotation, cellular component: postsynaptic membrane. The record is from RefSeq and is a predicted model, not a curated record.
ACCAAGGCCAGCCCCUGGGGUGACGAACCUAGGUGGUAGGUGGAGAGGAGACAGUAGAGCCAGAAGGUGGCGGCCGGGGCCCCAGGGACUCUUCUACCCCGCCCCAUCCUCUGGUGGGCGGAGCUCACAGCUGCGGGCCCCCAGCGGGGCUCAACUGGGCGCUCCGCCGGGUCCUAGUGCCCGCCAUCACCGCGUCUUCAGACUCCCGAGGCCGUGGGCAGCAGCGCUCACUCGCCUGCUUGCGGCUUCCAGUGCUUGGGUGGUCGGCCCGCUGGGUUCGCCUCAGCCGCCUCUUCAGCCCCCGCCCGUCAUGAGAAGUGUGCUUCCCCUGCUGCUUUUCUCCCUAGUUGCCCUUUGCUGGCGCGGGGACUGCCGCAUGGCCAAUGCUGAGGAGAAGCUCAUGGAUGACCUUUUGAACAAAACUCGCUACAACAACCUGAUCCGCCCAGCCACCAGCUCCUCCCAGGUCAUCUCUAUCCAGCUGCAGCUCUCCCUGGCCCAGCUCAUCAGUGUGAACGAGCGAGAACAGAUCAUGACCACCAAUGUCUGGCUCAAACAGGAGUGGACAGACUACCGCCUGGCCUGGAACAGCUCCCGCUAUGAGGGUGUGAACAUCUUAAGGAUCCCUGCAAAGCGCGUCUGGCUGCCUGACAUCGUGCUUUACAACAACGCCGAUGGGACCUACGAGGUAUCUCUCUACACCAAUGUGUUGGUCCGCUCCAAUGGCAGCAUCCUGUGGCUGCCCCCUGCCAUCUACAAGAGCGCCUGCAAGAUGAGUGAAGCACUUCCCUUCGACCAGCAGAACUGCACCCUCAAGUUCCGCUCCUGGACCUACGACCACACAGAGAUCGACAUGGUCCUCAAGUCACCCAAGGCCAGCAUGGAUGACUUCACCCCCAGUGGUGAAUGGGACAUAGUGGCCCUCCCUGGGCGAAGGACAGUGAACCCGCAGGACCCCAGCUACGUGGAUGUGACUUAUGACUUCAUCAUCAAGCGCAAGCCGCUCUUCUACACCAUCAAUCUCAUCAUCCCGUGCGUGCUCAUCACCUCGCUGGCCACUGUCUUCUACCUGCCGUCGGACUGUGGCGAGAAGAUGACGCUGUGCAUUUCCGUGCUGCUGGCGCUCACCGUCUUCCUGCUGCUCAUCUCCAAGAUUGUGCCGCCCACCUCCCUCGAUGUGCCACUCAUCGGCAAAUACCUCAUGUUCACCAUGGUGCUGGUCACCUUCUCCAUCGUCACCAGCGUCUGUGUGCUCAACGUGCACCACCGCUCGCCCAGCACGCACACCAUGGCACCCUGGGUCAAGCGCUGCUUCCUCCACAAGUUGCCCACCUUCCUCUUCAUGAAGCGCCCUGAUGGCAGCCCCUCCAGGCCCCGGCCCAGCCAGGCUCGCCUGAUCAAGUCCGAGGCAGCCGCCACUGCCUCUGCCCUGGGCCCCGCCAGCUCCUCCAACCUCUAUGGGAAUUCCAUGUACUUUGUGAAUCCUGCCUCUGCAGCGCCCAAGUCUCCAGCCGGCUCUGAUGUGGCAGGUAUCCCCAGGGAUUUCCGACUGAGGUCUUCUGGGAGGUUCCAUCAGGACGUGCAGGAGGCUUUAGAGGGCGUCAGCUUCAUCGCUCAGCACAUGAAGAGUGACGAUCAGGACCAGAGUGUCAUUGAGGACUGGAAGUACGUGGCCAUGGUGGUGGACCGGCUGUUCCUGUGGGUGUUCGUGGUUGUGUGUGUGCUCGGCACCGUGGGGCUCUUCCUACCUCCCCUCUUCCAGACCCACACGCCCUCGGAAGGGUCCUAGGCUGCCCAGCUGCUGAGGGUGAGAUGACGUGAGUGGCCAGAUGGACAGUAUGCUGCUUCCCUCUGGGUCACGGCUGAUGAGGCCCUAAAGAAAUGAGUCUACCAGCCAUCAGCCCCAUCAAACAGCCAAGGCUGUGGAGGGGGUGGGAGGCAAGGAUGGGGGCCUGGACCAUCUCCUCUGAAGGCCUUGGAGGAACCCCAGGAAAGCCUCCUCAGGGGAGUCUUUGAACACCUGAGCCUGGCCUCUCUGCCUUCCGUGCAGCGGGCACGGGGGAUAAAGUUGAGCAUAACAGCGGCAUCCCGUGUGCCAGGCAUCUUGUCUGCAUCCCGGCCUACCUCUCACUCCAUCUCCCUCUGCUCCUCCUCAUCCAUUAGGUUCCCUGGCCUUUUGGGCCUUCCCGUGCUUCAUGGUCUUCCCAGCUUCAAGCCUCUGCAUUUGCUGUAUGUUCUACCCAAGCUUUCCUCCCCUGAUGCCUCCUGAGCUCUAUCCCAGGGCUGCAUCAUUCAGGGCUCUGCUCCGGUCCAUCAUUUGUCCAAUGUCACCUUCCCCAGAGGCCUUCCCCAGGUACUCAUUCCAAAGCCUUCUCCUCCACAGCCACGUGACCCCGCCCCCCUCCUCCAGCAGCCCUCUGUGCCCGAGGCUCUCAUGUGACAGAGUGUUUACUGUCCACAUUUCAGCACUAGAGUGUGAGCUCCAUGAGAGCAGGGACCUGGCCCUUGGUGUUUGCUGCAGUAUCCCCAGGGCCUAGGACAGAGCUUGGCAUAUAGCAGGUGCUCAAUAAAUGUUUGUUGAAUGAA